CGUAAAAAAAAAAGAAAAACCAGAGGAUGGAUAAUAUCUAGUAUUUUAAGAAAGUUAUAUGGCUCUUGAAGAAAUUGCUAAAAAUCUGAGGAAUAAUAUACCAAAAAUAUAUUUAAAACAAAUCGACUUAAGUAUCACUUCAAGUUCUAUGGAAAGUAAUGAAGAUAUUGAUGCUAAUUUGUUAAGAAAUAUAGAAAAAAGCAAUCAACCAAAUAUUUCUGAAAUAUCUCUAGAAAAAAGUAAUCAACAAGAUAUUCAACUAAGUAUUUCUGAAAUAUCUCCAGAAAAAAGUAAUCAAGAUAUUCAACCAAAUAUUUCUGAAAUAUCUCUAGAAAAAAGUAAUCAACAAGAUAUUCAACUAAGUAUUUCUGAAAUAUCUCCAGAAAAAAGUAAUCAAGAUAUUCAACCAAAUAUUUCUGAAAUAUCUCCAGAAAAAAGUAAUCAUCAAGAUAUUCAACCAAAUAUUUCUGAAAUAUCUCCAGAAAAAAAUAAUCAACAAGGUAUGCGUUUUGAUUCAUGUUUAUAUAAACUUAUUUCUUCAUAAAAAUAACAUGC
Molecule: messenger RNA, 555 nt
Organism: Nylanderia fulva
Lineage: Eukaryota; Metazoa; Arthropoda; Insecta; Hymenoptera; Formicidae
Source: RefSeq, a predicted model, not a curated record